GUAGCAACCUACAAAAUGGCGUCUUUCCAAAAGACUUUAGAGAUUGCCCUGCAAAAGAGAGGAAUUAAAAGGGACAAAGAUGUAGAUGAACUCUACUUGUCACAAAGGAAUCUCUUAAAUUGUGAAGAUUUAAAGAGAUUUAAAUACAUGAAAAAGCUGUGGAUAAAUGGAAAUAAAUUGAGGCAUGCCAACUUUUUGAGCUGCAACUUUCAUCUCAGUGAGCUUUACCUUCACGACAACCAUCUCUCAGAUAUAUCAGGGUGUCUACGACAUUUGACUUGCCUGGUUGUGUUAACUUUACACAACAAUCAACUUACUCACUUGGAGAAAACAUUAAAAGAACUCGAUAAGAUGAAAUCACUAAGUGUGCUCAAUCUUUUUAAUAACCCAGCCGCCCAGGAACCUGGCUAUCGUACAUUCACUAUUCAUAUGUGUCCAUCUCUUACUUUAUUGGACAGAUCAGAAGUAACAAGAAAUGAACAAGAAAAAGCCAGUCAAAUGUACAGUCAGGAUAAAACGUUGGCCAAAAGUAGAGUUGCAUUUGGAAGAAAAUCAGAAGGGCCUCCCACCAGCCAUAGUGCAUUCACAAGAAGAACUACUUCUGUAAAGCAAGAUCCAACAGAGACAACCAAUCAAGUCAAUGGAAACUUAAAAAUCAACACUAAUGAAAGCCCAGAGGAAGCUGUAAACAUCAGGUUCUUAAAGAAGUCUCUAACCAUGUACAGUAUAUUUGACUGGAGCAAAGUUCCGAGAUUAGAAGCAAGGAGACAGACAGAUAGUCAGUUCAGUUUACCAAGAAUCUUAACCUUUGUCUAUCGGUGAUUUUCAAGGUGAAGGUGAAAAAUGUUGUUAAAAAAAUGUUAAAGGAAUAAAUAUAACAUGUUUAUGAUUAAACUUGCCCUAGUAAUUGUUAACUAUAAUCUUUUGUGCAAUUUGUGUGUUAACUCUUUAUCUCCAUGAUUAUUUUCCUAUGUUCUGACAGAAUUGUUCAUUUUUCACAUUUGUACAUUCUACCUUGUUAUGAUUAAACUUCAAUAACAUUUUUUGUUUUUAAUCAGAAAAUGUUACUUUUGGUAUAGAAUUAUAGGAGAAUGCAUGCUCUUUUUAUAUAAAAUAAGUUAUACUUUCUCAAACCAGAAAAUUAAUUUGAUUUAAUGGGUCAAAUGAUCAAUGGUAUCAUUGAUUAGAAGAAAAAGAGUUAAACAUUGUCAGUAUAAAUAGCUAGAGUACUUUAGAAGACAACAAUUGUUUCUUGCUUUAAGGAAGUGGUCACCUUCACCUAUCCCUUAGUCUUUUAAACCAUUGGGGCACCACACAUGAUCUAUCAACAGUAUUUCUCCAUUCAUCUCUUUCUUUUGCUUUAGAAUCUCUUUCCUUGGGGGUUCUAGUGAGGGUUUGCCUUGUAAUUUUGGAUGCAGGCUUGUGAAGGGUGUGACCUAUCCAUCUCCAGCAUUUCUGAAGGACAGGAAGAGUGGAUGGCCUAGGAAUACAUGGUGCCUCGAUUUGGAAGCAGAUGCCAAGCAGAUGGGCAAGAUGUCAGGACAGUUGGCAAGUGAGUUUGAGUUUAGGCACAUUGGCACAAUUUAGGCCAUGUCGUGCCCGUAAUCCUUUAAGGAUCACUCUCCCUUCACAUAACAAGGGCUAAAUUCUAUACAGUUGGAGAGACUCGUCAAGAACUUGCCUGGCAGAAGCUGGUUGGUGGCCCUCCGGAAGGACCACAGGCAGAGAUGAGAUAUAAAUCUCUUUCAUUGACAGGCCUAUCUUUUCUUUGAUGUCUUCCCUUCUCUUUCUCUGCCUCUUUUUCUUUACCCUGGUACUGUUCCUUGCAGAAAAGUUUUUGACUAUAAAGUUUUAUGUUACAUUUCUUGACAGUGGUCAACCAGUCAUUGUGGGGCCUCUAUGGUCACUUUUAUAUAAUAAAUAAAUUCCCAAGUAUACUUAAUAUCAUUAAAUAUAUAUAUAGUCAAUUUUGAAAAUUGGAAGGGGAAUAAUUAAGAUAUGUUAUAAAAGUCUUUGGCUAAUAAAGAUUCAAAUAUUGUAUUGUCCACUGAAGCAAAUAAAUAUGAAAAAUUUUAGGGUAAAGACACCACUCCCAUUUGAACUCUUAAAAGAAACUACUAGCUAUUUAUUGUUAUUUUUUUGUUAGAUGUAUUAUUUAGUAUUCUUUAAAUAUAAACUUCAAUUAUUUUGUUCUGUUAAAAUGUUUUAUGUAGUAAUCAUAAGUUGUGAUAAUUAACUGCACAUUGAAAUGAUUUCAUAUAAUAUCCCCUCCCCCCUCAGUUUCAUGUUAUUCAUAGACAAAUUUUUAUUGUGAUCAUUCUUUUAUCUUAGUUGUUACAUAUGAUUGUAUUGUGGGAUUGAUCCGUUGCUACACUUUAUUGUAUUGAGGGAUAAGUUGCCAGUUGUUACACUUUAUUGAAAUCUAAUAUCAUAAUCUGAUAAUUUUUAAAAAUUGUUUUUGAAGUUGGCAGGUUGAAUUUGCUCAUUCCAUUUAUAUUCAUUGCCAUGAAUGUAUUACUCAUUACAGUAUUAAAAGUAUAAAUCAUU
Messenger RNA from Biomphalaria glabrata, 2547 nucleotides. RefSeq names its product leucine-rich repeat-containing protein 72-like. The record is from RefSeq and is a predicted model, not a curated record. The transcript is spliced from 8 exons. NCBI's taxonomy places the organism in Eukaryota, Metazoa, Mollusca, Gastropoda, Planorbidae. Gene Ontology annotation, molecular function: protein binding. Bases 16 to 822 code for a protein of 268 amino acids.